Molecule: messenger RNA, 270 nt
Organism: Striga hermonthica
Lineage: Eukaryota; Viridiplantae; Streptophyta; Magnoliopsida; Lamiales; Orobanchaceae
Source: the annotation of a GenBank genome assembly
AUGGCAUCAAGCUCGAUGAGCCGUGGUUGGAGCGUGAAGGAGAACAAGGAGUUUGAGAAGGCUUUGGCAGUGUACGACAAGGACACACCCGACCGUUGGGCCAAUGUGGCUCGAGCGGUCGGGAGCCGAACUGAAGAAGAGGUUAAAACGCAUUAUCAACUUCUCGUGGAGGAUGUCGGUUUUAUAGAGAGUGGUAGCGUGCCUUUUCCCAACUAUAUUACAACAAUCGGAACUCGUUCUGCUGCUGGUGGUAAUAUUAAUGGGAGAUAA